Gymnodraco acuticeps is the source of this 1817-nucleotide messenger RNA. RefSeq names its product zinc finger protein 678-like. Gene Ontology annotation, biological process: regulation of transcription by RNA polymerase II. The transcript has 4 exons. The coding region runs from base 381 to 1256 and encodes 291 amino acids. Gene Ontology annotation, cellular component: transcription regulator complex; PcG protein complex. Gene Ontology annotation, molecular function: RNA polymerase II cis-regulatory region sequence-specific DNA binding; DNA-binding transcription factor activity, RNA polymerase II-specific. The record is from RefSeq and is a predicted model, not a curated record. NCBI's taxonomy places the organism in Eukaryota, Metazoa, Chordata, Actinopteri, Perciformes, Bathydraconidae.
UCCGGUCCUCAGCAGCUAGAGGUUGCUAACAGACGUUGACGCAGAUUUUAUACCUUAUGUAAUGUGUUUAAGAGACUUUUAAAACACAUACACAUACUUAGUUUAUCCUUGGAGGGUGAUUUAUCCGUGCUUUUAUCCGUUAAACCGUGUUUUUGUUGCUUCCCGUUCUUUGUUCGUAGCUUUUUAUACCACGUUGCUAAUCGGUAAACAUAAGUAAAGGCAUUCAAGGGAGAUUAGUGUGUUUAACGGCAGUGUUUUAUCAAGGAGAAGAAAGACUGAAUAACCAGGACGAAGAGGAAAGCGAGAGAGAGUGGUCUCUGAAGGUAUCUGCUUGGUCUUAGAGUAAGAGACACAGCCGGAGAAGGAGCACUGAGAGCAGCAUGGAGGAGAACAAAAAGACCCCUGGAGCUCAGAAACCGAAAGGAAGAGAGAGACGUCACAGCUGUCAGCAAUGUGACAAAUCCUUUACAACAUCUGAAUAUUUAAAGCUCCACCUGCGUAUUCAUACUGGAGAAAAACUGCACAGCUGUGAAGAGUGUGGGAAAACGUUCACGACAUCGGGUGCUCUCAAAACACAUCAACGUAUUCACACUGGAGAAAAACCGUACAGCUGUGAAGAGUGUGGGAAAACGUUUACUCAAUCAGGUCCUCUCAAAACACAUCAGCUUAUUCACACUGGAGAAAAACCAUACAGCUGUGAAGAGUGUGGGAACACUUUCACUAAAUCAAGUAAUCUAAAAUCACAUCAACGUAUUCACACAGGAGAAAAACCGUACAGGUGUGAAGAGUGUGGGAAAACAUUCACAACAUCAGAUGCUCUCAAAACACAUCAUCGUAUUCACACAGGAGAAAAACCGCACUGUUGUGAAGAGUGUGGGAACACAUUUACUCAAUUAGGUACUCUCAAAUCACAUCAACUUAUUCACACGGGAGAGAAACCGUACAGCUGUGAAGAGUGUUUGAAAACAUUCACGACAUCAAGUGCCCUCCAAAGACAUCACCGUAUUCACACAGGAGAAAAACCUUACUGGUGUGAAGAGUGUGGGAAAAUGUUCAAGACAUCAGGUGAUCUCAAAAGACAUCACCGUAUUCACACAGGAGAAAAACCUUACUGGUGUGAAGAGUGUGGGAAAAUGUUCAAGACAUCAGGUGAACUCAAAUCACACCACCGUAUUCACACUGGAGAAAACCCAUACUGGUGUGAAGAGUGUGGGGAAACUUUUUCUCAAAGUAUCAGUCUUACCACUGAUAGUUAGUCUGUCCUUAGUCUUAGUCUGUCCACACGGUUCCGUCCGUCCCCGUGCUUGUGUGUCCGGAUCGGGAGAUGAAUGUGAUUGGUUGUUGGUCGCGCGCCAGACAUGCCCACCAGCAAUCUUCAACGCUACAGAACCGUGUGGACGAUAUGUUAAAGGUGACCUAUCAUGCAAAAUGCACUUUUGUACGUCUUUUAUACAUGAAUAUGUGUCCCCGGUGUUCCAAGUGUCAGAAAACACAACCCUCUCUCUUUUCCUCCAUACCCAAAUCUCUAAAAACGGGGCUGCAACGGAUCUGAUACAGACUGAUCCAGAUUUGAAUUAUUUUCUACAUCACAGAAGUGGUGCUCCGCCUGUAUGGCCAACUCUCCACCUAUCAGGGGAAUGUGCGGUUGGGCCACCAUCGGCCAUUGCCGCUCGAAAGCGCUGGAGACGCUGUAGUAAAUAUGCCAGGCCUGUAAGUGGCACUGUAGGCUGCCACAAAAGCAGCGAAGAAGACUUCCCGCGCAUGGUUGCCAUGGUUGCCCUUCUGUUUAUUCUCCGCUGUGGCUCUUUUUCUCCCUC